UGGAAACAUUGCUGACACAGUACUGCGAGUCUCCGAUAGGUACAUAAUUUUAUUGAGUGUAGGUUUAGCGCGCGCGGAAGUCACACGUACGUUCGUUUGUAAAAUAUUUUAGUGUUUUGUGACGUAAAAUCUAAUUUCAAGUGAAAUGGCUCCCGUUUCUAAUACAGUCGUCGGCAUUGACGACGAUCAACGUUUUGCUUUAAUGAAGUUUCGUAGGAGCGUUAAAGACAUCUUAAAACCAGAGCACGGUGAUCACUUUUUACUACGUUGGCUGAGAGCAAGACAAUGGAACCCGGAAGCUGCAGAAAAAAUGCUCAGAGAUUCAAUGAAGUGGCGCGAAAAAUGGGGAGUCGAUACAACACUUGCAUCAUGGCAGGCACCGGAAGUUUUGGAAACUCACUUUCCAAGCGGCAGUACUGGUUUUGACAAAGAAGGGUCACCAGUGAUAAUAGUCCCGUUCAUCGGUCUGGAUAUAUGGGGGUUGCUGCAUUCUGUUUCGCGAUCAGAUCUUAUACGUAUGAUUAUACGUCACUUAGAAAACUACCUCGCUAUCGCACGGAAGCAGACGAUCACUCACGGACCAAAUGCUUCAAAGAUGACUGUAAUCUUCGAUCUGGAGGGGUUCAACAUACGUCAGUACGCUUGGAAACCCGCAGCUGAAUUGGUAUUUACAUUAUUGCAGAUAUAUGAGGCAAACUAUCCCGAAAUAUUAAAAAUUUGUUUCAUCGUUAACGCUCCAAAAGUCUUCUCACUAGCAUUUUCCGUUGUCAAGAAGUUCAUGCACGAAUACACAAUAUCGAAGAUUCGUAUUUUCGGAAGCGACGCUAAGAAAUGGCAGGAGCAAAUUUUAACAGUGAUUGAUAAAGAUCAGCUGCCGGUACACUUCGGAGGCACCAUGGUGGAUGAAAACGGUGACCCGAGGUGUAGUACUCUUGUAAAACCAGGCGGAAAAGUGCCCAAAAAAUAUUAUGCGCGGAAUGUAGCAGCCGAAAGUACAAAGGAAUAUACCAAAGUAACUGUUAAAACAGGAGAGAAACACAUUGUUGAUUUAUUGUGUUCGGAAGAUGACAGCGUUUUAAAGUGGGAGUUUGGUGUAGACAGUCACGACAUAAAAUUCUCGAUAUUGAAGAAAGAUGAGGACGGUAACGAGAGUAUUGUGCAUGGACCGAGGAAAGUGUCGGAGGGCCCUGUCGAUGUAGGAGUGUUGCCAGUCAGUGGACCCGCGACCUAUUCUGUGGUAUUCGACAACAAAAGUUCAUUCCUACGAAACAAAAAGAUCUACUAUGAUAUAUUGAUAACGAUACCUACAAGAGAUCUUAAUAUAAACGACAGUCCCGAAGAAAUUAAAACUGAUGAGGCUUAAAGCAAUAGAACAAGGACAAAAAAAAUUUAAAAAUAUAUUUUAUUGUCUAUGAUAAUGACAGUUAUAGUAUAUAGAUUUUAAAAAAUGUAUUGAUGAGUAGUACAACUAUUUACUGGGUAGAAUAAAUAUUUUUUGCUAUUCUUUUGUUCUAAGCGAUGUAAAUUGUUAAAACAUCACAAAGUUUUUAGCCUUCCAUAAUAUAAUGGUAAAAAAGGACCUGGAAGGAAUUAAAAAACAAAUCCACCGUUGGGUAGAGCAAAAAGGUCCCUUCAAUUUUUGUAUGUUGAUAAAAUGAUGAAGUUUUAGCUGUAUGUAUAUCGCAAAUAUUAUGUAUACGAUUCCCUCGAUGCGCGAGUCUGACUUGCGCUUAAAUUUAAAUAUGUAGUUAAGUACACCACGUACAAAAUAAUGGCCUUUAUUGGGUAUGAUUGUUUGAAUAUUAUUAAAAAAAAAAAUUAUGCUUGACUACGCAAACUUCAAUACAACCGUAUUUUAGUAGGAAUUCAUCAAUGUCAAUCUUUAUCUUUACAAAGAUUAAACAUAGUCAACUAA
This is a messenger RNA of Melitaea cinxia (Glanville fritillary), 1915 nucleotides long. RefSeq names its product SEC14-like protein 2. Gene Ontology annotation, cellular component: cytoplasm. The coding region runs from base 146 to 1363 and encodes 405 amino acids. The record is from RefSeq and is a predicted model, not a curated record. The transcript is spliced from 10 exons. Lineage: Eukaryota; Metazoa; Arthropoda; Insecta; Lepidoptera; Nymphalidae.